GUCACGUGUGUGUGACGCACGCACGCACGGCACGCACGCGGAUCAUCUGGUGACGUGGUGUGCCGUUCGCUCAGCUGCGCGAGAGGAUGGCGGACCAGAACAGGCAAAUCAAACUCGCUGCAGCCAAGAAAAAGCUGAAGGAGUUUCAACUGAAGACAACCCCAUCCACAGCAAGUGCUGGACCAAAGAAGAAGAGGAAGGUUAAAGCAGGCGAUCAGCUGGACGCAGCUGCUGACAGAAACUCGCCGGACAAUGAUGAUGUGGAUGCGGUGAGCCGGGUCUCGCAGGAGCUGGAGGAGACCAGUGCUGAACCCGUCUCUUACCCCGCUUCUGCUAUUAACUCUGAUAACGCUGGCAUGCAGAAGUACGCAGCAGAUGCAAACGGCGAUGAACAUCCUCUGGAAGAUAACAGGCCGCUGUCGUCCACCGAGAGCCUGAGACAGAUUUCCCAGCAGCUCAACGGACUGCUGUCUGAGUCAACAACAUACAUCAAUGGAGACAGCGGUCCGCCGACGGUCAACGAGAAGGAGCUGGAGACUCGCAACCAGGAGCUGGCAGCGGCUCUGGACUCCAGCGCGCUCACGAACGCCCAACUCACGUCCAAACUCGAGACGCUGACGAAGCAGUCUCAGGAGCUUUCUGAUCAACUACAGAAGGAGCGCAAAGAGUUUGAGCAGAAGUUCACUAAGGAGCAGGGAGCAAUACGUGAACAGCUACAGGUUCACAUUCAGACCAUCGGCAUCCUGGUGUCUGAGAAAUCAGAGCUACAGACGGCUCUGUCUUACACACAGCAGGCAGCGCGACACAAGACAGGAGAGGCAGAAGACCUGAGCUCGCGGCUGCAGGCCAGUAAACAGCGAGUGUCUGAGCUCGAGAGGACGCUAUCUACAGUCUCUACACAACAGAAGCAGUUUGAGAAGCAUAAUAAAGAGCUUGAGAAGGAGCGGGACAGUCUACGAUUGGAAGUCUUCCGGUUUAGUAAUGUGAGCGAGGAGUCCAGACAGCAGAGCUCAGAGCUGUCCGAGCAGCUCAAGCUGAGAGUAAACGAGAACAACGGCUUGAAGCAGGAGGUUGAUGAGCUCCGUAAGCGGCUGGAGAUGGCCGACGUCAUGCUGCAGCAGUUCUCCAGUCAGUCGGGUCCUCCGUCUGAAGGGCAGCAGGUUCAGCUCCUCCUGGAAGAGAAACACCAGUUAGAGGCUCACGCGGCUCAGCUGAUGGAGUCGGUGGCUCAGCUGCAGGUGGAGAGAGAUCAGUACUCUGGACAGAUUCAGGAGGAGGGACGCUUGUGGAAGGACAAAACAGAACAGCUUCUGUCUCAGGUGCGUCUGAUGUCAGAGGAGCGUGACAGCACUGCUGCUCAGAUUCAGGACCUGCAGGAGAAAAUCACAGAGCUGGAGAAUGCUGCAGUUCUGAUGAGUAAAGAGCAGGAGCCGCAGGCCGUGUCACAGGCCUCAGGCCCUUCAGAAAGUGAACUGGCCCUUCAGGAAACCAUCAGCAGCCUUCAGCAGGAGAGAGACGCUCUCAGUCUGCAGUACCAAGCACAGGUGCGAGACAACGAGCAGCUGAGCCGACUGGUGCAGGAACAGGAAGUGAGGCUGGAAGAACUGGAGAGACACGCAGAACGCGCCGCUGAAGAGGCUCAGGAUCGACUGCAGAUUCUGGAGGACGUCCAGAGCGACAAGGCCACCAUCAGCAGAGCCCUGGCCCAGAACCGAGACCUCAAAAACCAGCUGGCCGAGCUGCAGAACGGCUUCGUCAAGCUGUGUGUGUGUGUGUGUGUAGGUGAAUACAUCGCGCUGUAUCAGAACCAGAGAGCCAUCAUGAAACAAAGACACUUUGAGAAGGAGCAGUACAUCAACAUUCUGGCUAAAGACAAGGAGGAGAUGAAGGCGAAGCUAGCGGAGCUGCAGGAUCUGGUCAUGCGUCUGGUGGGCGAGCGUAACGAAUGGUACAGCAGAUACACGAGUGCCGUCAGUAACCCCGGCCUCCUGUCCUCCGGAGGAGAACACCUUCAUCCUGCCGACGGACACACGGACGGUUCCGCCGUUCUGGACCUGAGCACAGCGGUGGAGGCGUCUACAGCGCCUCAGUCCGGCACCGACCCACAGACUCAAUCCCAGAGUCCAGAGAGGCCUGGAUCCGCCCCCCUGAGACCCACAGAGGACGGCACGGCCCGCCAGAUCAUGCAGCUCCUGCAGGAGAUCCAGAAUCCUCAGGCCAGACCCGCUCCCUUCCUGGGAGAAAACCCCUGCAUCCCGUUCUUCUACCGGCCCGACGAGCACGACGAGGUCAAGAUCCUGGUGGUGUGACCGCGUCCGUCUCUCCGUGUCCGUUUGACGAUACGCACACACGUAUUAAAUGGGGUUUCUCUGCUUUCUUCAGUGGAUAAGAGAAAUCGGAUGCAUUCUGAAGCUCUUUGGCUCCGUUUGGUUUGUGUGUAAACCAGUUAUCAGUUUUCGCUGCUCUGUGUCUUUUCCCUGAUUCAUUCGUCCUCUUUUACUUUAUCAAAUAAGUGCAAUAGACAGGUGACAGAUCAGUGAUUCAUAUCAGUAUGAUUCAGAUCCAUGCCGGGUGGGAUAGUGAACUCGCACACUAACUAGGGUACAGCGAUGAGUAGCAUUGAUGUCAUAAAGCAGGUCUGGAUUAAGAUGAUGAAGAGUUUUCUGAGAGGACCCGAUUAUGAAGGAUGUAGGGGCAGAGUGUCGAGAAGGUCAUGCAGAAACUGAAUCAGAACUAAAACAUAAAUUCAUAAAUUCACGCAUGCAUCACACUUUAGGUUAGAGCCGAGCCGAGAGUGUUCAGUGGACACAAACCGGGUUGUUUUUGCUUUUCCAAUUGGGAUUUAUUGAAAGAUAUCAUAA
Molecule: messenger RNA, 2861 nt
Organism: Sinocyclocheilus grahami
Lineage: Eukaryota; Metazoa; Chordata; Actinopteri; Cypriniformes; Cyprinidae
Product: golgin subfamily A member 2-like
Exons: 21
Coding region: 87-2309 (740 amino acids)
Biological process (GO): Golgi organization
Cellular component (GO): Golgi cisterna membrane; Golgi cis cisterna; Golgi apparatus
Molecular function (GO): protein binding
Source: RefSeq, a predicted model, not a curated record